AUGGCCGCUUUCAUGGUCCGAGUGAUGACCGCUGUGGGCGUCUCCGAGGACCAUGCCGCCAGUUUGGCCGACUGUCUGGUGACGGGCGACUACCGAGGUCACUACAGCCACGGCCUGAACCGACUCGAGCUGUACAUCAAGGACGUACAGCAGGGCAGCUGCAAGGGGACCGGGUCCCCGGUGAUACUGAACCAUACGGCGGCCAGCGCCUGGGUGGACGGCCAGGGCCUGCUGGGCCCGGUCAUUGGCCGAUUUUGCAUGAAGUUGGCCAUCGAGAAGGCGAAGACCGCCGGCAUUGCCCUGGUCACCGCCAAAGGGGGCAACCACUUUGGCAUUGCCGGCUACUACAGCACCAUGGCGCUGGAGGAGAAUCUCAUCGGAAUGGCCUUCACCAACGCCUCUCCGCUGGUGAGCGCCACCCGCGGCAAGGAGCCCUUCUUCGGGACGAAUCCCAUCUCGGUGGCGGCUCCCGGCGCAGCUAAGG
Rhagoletis zephyria (snowberry fruit fly) is the source of this 484-nucleotide messenger RNA. The record is from RefSeq and is a predicted model, not a curated record. NCBI's taxonomy places the organism in Eukaryota, Metazoa, Arthropoda, Insecta, Diptera, Tephritidae.